Molecule: messenger RNA, 3626 nt
Organism: Limulus polyphemus (Atlantic horseshoe crab)
Lineage: Eukaryota; Metazoa; Arthropoda; Merostomata; Xiphosura; Limulidae
Product: band 7 protein AGAP004871-like
Exons: 8
Coding region: 133-1026 (297 amino acids)
Cellular component (GO): plasma membrane
Source: RefSeq, a predicted model, not a curated record
UCACUUCCCCUGCUUUCCUGCAAGGAUCGAAGAAUAGCAUGUUUAUACUGCAGACAUUACAUCAAACGAUAUCGCUAACGCAUGGCGGUAAUUCUACAAAUACAAACUAGUAAUUACGAACGAUAGCCGUUUAUGCAGAAUAAGAUUUCUUCAAAUUCGGAAAAAUUUCCGACAAGCAUGUAUGAAACAAAAGGAAGGAACAGCAUGGAUGAGCAAGCAAUUGGGCGAACACCUGAAGUUACCUCCGAACGAGGACUUUGUGAAACUCUAUUAACAUUUCUCUGUGUUGCUUUGGUCAUUGCGACCUUUCCACUUUCGCUCUUUUUCUGCAUUAGGGUGGUUCAGGAGUACGAAAGAACAGUUAUUUUUCGACUAGGUCGGUUAGUUCACGGAGGAUCAAAAGGGCCAGGAAUAUUUUUCAUCUUACCGUGUAUCGAAAAUUGCACAACUGUUGACCUUCGAACUUUAACCUUUGACGUCCCACCUCAAGAAGUCUUGACUAAGGAUUCGGUAACCAUAUCGGUCGACGCUGUUGUUUAUUACCGGGUUCAGAACGCCACGGUGUCUGUGGCUAACGUGGAGAACGUUCACCACAGCACAAGUCUGCUUGCCCAGACUACUCUGAGGAACAUGCUCGGUACUCACAAUCUGCACGAGAUACUGGCUGAGCGAGAACAUAUCUCUAACUCUAUGCAGAGUGUCCUUGAUGAAUGUACUGAUGAUUGGGGAAUAAAGGUGGAAAGAGUUGAGAUCAAAGAUGUACGUUUGCCAGUCCAGUUGCAACGUGCCAUGGCUGCUGAGGCUGAAGCUGCACGCGAAGCUCGCGCAAAGGUCAUUGCAGCCGAAGGGGAACAAAAAGCAUCUCGAGCUCUGAUGGAAGCUUCUGAGGUCAUUGCACAGUCUCCGGCAGCUUUACAGCUUCGUUAUCUACAAACUCUCAACUCUAUCUCAGCAGAGAAGAACUCUACUAUCUUAUUUCCAAUCCCAAUAGACAUCAUCGGUGGCUUGAUGAGGAAAGAAGAGUGAAUGGAAGCACUGUAUCAAAUAGAACAACUGUAGAUGAUAAAAAUGAUUAAAAUAAUAUUUAUAUAAGAUGUGAGCUCAACUAGCAAAAUGAUCACUCUUUUGGGCAUGCUACAAGAUCGUUCAACUGUAUAUAUAUAACGACACCACUACUCAUAAAUGUAUUUUAAUCAGUAGACAAAACAACUCUGAAAUUUUGUCUCCAACAUCUCUCAUAUUCGUUAUGUACUGUAAACUUGGUAUAACUUACAAACCUAUGGUAAAUAACGCACUUUUCUGUUUCCACUAAACAUUAGUACCACAUAUCAUGUUAUUACUAUUAUUUUCUCGUUUGUUUAUUUCUUUCUUGUACUUUAAUAAUUAUUUUUCGUCUUUUGUUAGGAUAAUUAUAAGUAAAAACACUACAUAGUCCACAUAUUUUUAGUCAAUAAUUUGGGGGUGCAGGUUCGCCCUGUCGUAUAUCUCUGGAUUUUUGAGCUGCCGAGCCGGGCUCGAAUCCGUCAGAUACUACAUAAUCUUCCCCCUAUUUUAAUUCGUGGGCGCGUUAUAAGAGUGAUAUUUAAUCCCUUAGCGUGACUGAUGGAUGGUAGGGUGCUGCUGACUGGUUGCCUUCUCUCUGGUCAGUAGCUUAAAAUUAGGGACGGUGGUAGAUAGCCUUAAUAGCUUUCUCGUAAAUACAAGAAAUACAUACAAAAACUGUUUCAAAUAAAAUAAACAGUAUUUACAUAAAAAUACUAAACUGUUGGAGGAAGGUUUAACUGUUUUCAUAAAUCUAUUCUAAUAGCUCUUAAAUCGUUUCUCUUUUUUUUUCUCCCGAAUAUUAAAGUUAGAUAAAAAUCUAUCAAAAAUUAUCCUAUAGGAAAAUGUUACUAAUUACAAAUUUUAUGUUUUUGUCAACGUUCUCUGUAUUACUGUGUGAAUUAAGACUGUUCUUAAAAAAUAUCUUAAAGAACGUACUUGGUUUUGUAUAUAAAGAAGAACAUAAUUGUUUUUGUUGCUCAUUUGCAAUUAAUUUGUCGGAAAUCUGCUUAGCACCGUUUCCGCAAGAGGGCUUAAUGGAGUUUGGAUGGUAAUAACAGACCCUACACCCACACUAGAUGUAAUAUAUAGACUAGAAGACUAGUAAACAAUAAACGUGCUUAUUAAGUAUGAUGAAUAUUUAUAUUUCAGUUUACGAAGCUUUCUAUUUAAUGUAAUUCCUGAUUUUAAAAAGUCAGGCAAAUUGUCAACUAAUUUUAUUUUAAAAUUCUUAAAUGUGAGUAGUGUUAUGUUGUUUUAGUAUCUAGUAGUCUGUUUUCACAUUGUUAUAACCAUUAAAGCAAAAUCAGAGAAACUGCUUCACAAAUAUUUCACUUGAUACAGUAGAUAGUUCAGAACUGGUCCGCAGCAGAAUGACCAAGUAUUUUUAUAAAAAGAAAGUGUUCUAAACCGACUGAACAACUUGUUUUAAAACGAACAUUUUCUUCGAAUCAGAAAAAAAAAAAUCUGAAAUGACCAUAACUUUCUAUUUAUGUGAUUCCGUGUUUUAGUGGUGUAUAUUGUUUUAAAGAAAUGUAGAAACUGUCAGAAAUGGAUAUCUAACAGCUUAUUUGUGCUUUUGUGAUAGUCAUGACAUUUAGUCAAACGAUUUGUGAGUUGUAUAUAACUGAGAAUAAAAAAGUAAGCGAAACUUUACAGCACAGGUUGUUUUCUAUUCUACAGAUAAUUACAAUAAUAUAAUUGCUUUCCUCUUUCAUCAGUUGUUUCCUUGUAGAUUAGUAGUUUAGUUUAACAUAUAAUAAGUAUUUUUAAUUGAAUUAUUGAACAGCUAAACCAAGUAUAAACUUGUUUUAAUUAACAUUCAAAUAUGCAAUAUUCGAAAUCAAAUUUAAAUGUUUAUGGUAUAUUCCAAUUGUAUUCAGAUAAUGGAUUAAGAUGUUGUUGAGAGUUAUGAAUGUUACUGUCUAGGUUUUAUUACAAUAAUAAAAAGAAUUAAAUACCAUUAGCAUCCUUACGUAAGAAAGUUGAUUACACGCGCGUAUUUAUACACAUGUUCUUGAUUUUAUGAAAUCUGCCCUAUCUUGUAAUGCAUAUAUGUGAAAUCUACUAGCUGUAUUUUUAUGUUUUUGUAGUAUAUAUGUGAAAGCUGUUUAAAAUAAAAAAAUAAAUAUGUAUGUUAGGUAUAUUCUCAUUAAACUCAGUGAAUCAUUGUCUGUGUGUGAAGUGUGAUCGGUUAACGUGUUAAAAAAUAAAAUCACAUGAGCUACAAGUUAAAUCUUAGAUCACCAUAAAAUUACCUUUACUAACAUGUGAUCAAAUUAUAAAAAGUUAGCUUAUUUAUGUUGACAUUUUAAUUCACGGAUUAUACUUUCAGAUGGUUUCGUUUUGUGAUUAAGACGCAUUUUGUAUAAUUUUACGUGUUUAAAGUAAAUGUUUGUUGAUGUAAGAUUUUUUACCGUUAUUUCACCGUAGUAUUUAUCGCAUAAUACUACCUUACUCCAUUAUGGAUAAAUAUAGAUCACAAAGACCUACUUAAUAAUUGUAUGUACUUUUCUUUCUUGGCACUUUAAGUAAUUAAUUAUUUAUGUUGUAUUUUAGAUACCCAAGUAAUUUAAGAAUAUAAC